AAUCUUUUAUCUAUAUUUGUCAUCAUAAGAGGAGGGGGCCAUUAUAUCACAAACCCCACACCACUUGCAUUGCAUCCAUCCAAACCUUUGCCUAAUUAUUAUUCCUCUUCAUAAUGCACUUCCCUCUUUCCAUUUUAUGCACCACCCAAACCUUAUUCUUCAUUCCAUUAUAAUCUCUCUCUCUCUCUCAUCUUUCCCCUUUCUAUUCUUGUGAAAAAAUCAAAGCUAUGACCCAAACAUGUCACAAACACCCCAAGGUUCUAACUACCCUUCAACUCUUUUUAUUGUUAUUGUUCCUGCAACUUCUCUUCCUCCUCCACUCUUGUGUGGGUCAUGAAGCUUGUGCGAAAAAUGUGGUAGGAGUGGCGGCGGGGAAACGGCUAGUGCCGAUGAAGACGGAACGGGAGUUCAGAGCGGGUGUGGAUUUAAUGACAGGCGGAGGCGGCGGGAGGCGGAGGUUGGAUCCGUUUCAGCUGUGUUCGGAGUGCAAGUGUUGUGAGGCACCGGAAGACACGGGCAACUGCACUACGACGUCGUGCUGCUUCGGCAUAGAUUGCCAGCUUCCAAACAAGCCCUUCGGGGUCUGUGCUUUUGUCCCCCAGUCUUGCAACUGCACUUCCUGCAAUGUUAUUUAGCAAGCUAUAGGCCACCAUAUAUUCAUGCACACAUACAUAGCACAUCCAUGUUUAAUCAAUUCACUCUCUUGAGAGUGCAUAUAUGAUAUUAUGGGGAAUUCAGCAUAUGUAUAUUUUUACAUAGGCUCCUUCCGUUUGGUACACGGAAUUCAAACUAUGGAAUUUGUGUUAAGGACAACAAAUCCAAUUUAGGUGUUUGGUAGCAAAAAAUGUGGAUUUGUAGUGCCAAAAAUGAUCUGAAAUUGUUGGAGAAUUCAAUUACAUCCAAAUCAAUUCCAUAAAAUUUCAACUCCCAAUUAUAUUCCAAUUUUUCCAAUUCCGUAUACCAAACGGACCCUUAUUGUUAUUAUAGGAUCUGGGUUAGGGGUAAGAACCACUUUGGACCCUAACGAAACAUAGUAUGUAUGAGUCGGUGUCAUUAUUAUGACAUCCAAAGUUAGUGUCAAAGAAGUCGAUCGCAUGGUAUAAAAAAGGGUUAAUUGCUUUCUUUGGUAGCACGUUUAACACUCUAGCUGUGAACCGUCAACUAGUGACGAUUCCCAAGAAAACUACCCUGAAGUUUAGAUCGGGAAGUCGAGCCAAUCAAUUUGGUUCUGAUUAGAAUUUAAUUAGUUUGAGUCGAUUUUUAAUACUAUGUACGGAGUAUAUGUUAUAACCAGUUCUUUUAGAUAUAAUC
Molecule: messenger RNA, 1311 nt
Organism: Cuscuta campestris
Lineage: Eukaryota; Viridiplantae; Streptophyta; Magnoliopsida; Solanales; Convolvulaceae
Source: the annotation of a GenBank genome assembly